CCCUCUCGUGUUCUUUAGUUUACAUCUGUCUAAACAAUUAUGUCCCCAGGAAUUUUCUCUCUUGCAUCCUAUGUUGAUCGAUGUUGACCAUUCAUCACAAACCAUGACCUUAUAUAAACUUCCAAGAAUCAUCUCCUGCGGUCAACAAUCAUCUGCAUUUACUAAUUACUUCUUCCAAAUUUCUUGGUUCCAUUAGUUUCACUUUCUUUCUACCAAUUCAGAGGCCAUUAUCAAUCUCCUAGCUAGAUUAGUCGUAACAUAGCUGCAAUGAAGUUUUCUGGCCUACUUCUGAGGCAGCUUCAACAGCAUGUUUUGCCAUCAUCAAAAUUUGGCAAUAUCGUGUCUGAAGCCUCUAAGAUUUCAGGGGUUAGAGGAAUCGGAAUCAGCAUCUGGAAUCCAAUCCCAGGGGCUCGGAAUUGGAGUUCUAUGGCUCCAAAUGUAGGGAAAGAAGAGAAGACGUCGACAGCUCCAACCGGGGCAGUUGACAGUUCUGAAGGUCAAGCUGAUCAUAAGGCAGUAGUAAGCUACUGGGGAGUGGCUCCUCCUAAUAUCACCAAGGAAGAUGGAUCACCUUGGAUGUGGAAUUGUUUCAGGCCAUGGGAGACUUACAAAGCAGACACAUCAAUUGAUGUCAAGAAACAUCACGAGGCUACCACGUUGAAUGAUAAAUUAGCUUAUUGGAUUGUGCAAGCUCUCAAGUAUCCAACCCACUUGUUCUUUCAGAGACGUCACAUGUGCCACGCAAUGUUACUAGAAACUGUUGCAGCUGUGCCAGGCAUGGUUGGAGGGAUGCUGUUGCACCUCAGAUCCCUGCGCCGAUUCGAGCACAGUGGAGGAUGGAUCAAGGCAUUACUAGAAGAAGCUGAGAAUGAAAGGAUGCAUCUAAUGACAUUUCUUGAAUUAUCACAGCCAAAAUGGUAUGAAAGAGCACUAGUUUUUGCAGUGCAGGGUGUGUUCUUCAAUGGCUACUUUCUUGCAUAUUUGGCCUCCCCAAAACUUGCUCAUCGCAUAACGGGAUAUCUUGAAGAAGAGGCAGUGAAUUCCUACACUGAAUUUCUGAUAGAUUUGGAAAAAGGUUUGUUUGAAAACAAACCUGCACCAGCCAUUGCAAUUGAUUAUUGGCGUCUGCCACCUGAUUCAACGCUCAAAGAUGUUGUCACAGUUAUAAGGGCUGAUGAGGCACAUCACAGAGACAUUAACCACUUCGCAUCCGAUAUUCAGUACCAGGGACAUGAGUUGAAGGAUUUUUCAGCUCCAAUUGGAUAUCACUGAAGCUACAGACUCUCUCUCUGGUUCAUGCAUCUAAUACCUAAUGAGAUUUCAUUGGUGAAUUUGAAUGAAACUAAAAGAUAAAAUAUUUUAUGUUCUCAUUAAUUAGUGCCAUGUUGUAAUUAUAAUUGUUACUUUUUCUUGGCUCUUUUGUUGUUGUAUUAUGCUAUUUAUACAGUAAUAUAUGUAAAUUUUUUUCAAGAAAUUCUUCUGUUCCUAAACGGU
Messenger RNA from Coffea arabica (coffee), 1494 nucleotides. RefSeq names its product ubiquinol oxidase 2, mitochondrial-like. Gene Ontology annotation, molecular function: alternative oxidase activity. The record is from RefSeq and is a predicted model, not a curated record. Lineage: Eukaryota; Viridiplantae; Streptophyta; Magnoliopsida; Gentianales; Rubiaceae. Gene Ontology annotation, cellular component: mitochondrion. Gene Ontology annotation, biological process: alternative respiration.